Messenger RNA from Ilex paraguariensis (yerba mate), 230 nucleotides. The record is from the annotation of a GenBank genome assembly. Lineage: Eukaryota; Viridiplantae; Streptophyta; Magnoliopsida; Aquifoliales; Aquifoliaceae.
AGGCGCAACUGAACGCCAUAACAGAAAAAUCGAAAGAACCAGAGGCAGCAGAACCCGAACCUGAACCAACUACUGAAGUUCUUUUCCUUUGUAGUUGUGAAGGCUGUGGAAAGACAUUUAUUGAUGCUGGAGCUUUGAGAAAUUUUUGGAUAGUUCGAAGUAAAAGAGACACUCUCUUCAUACCGGAGCCAGAGAUUAUGUGUGCCCUCAUGAAGGCUGUGGUAAGGUGA